CUGUAGAAACAAGUUGCGAGAGUAUUAAAAUAGAUAACAGAAUUCAAAUAUCUGAACGAAUGGUAUAUAUUCAUUUGGAACGAGCGCUUUUGCAACCAUUAGAAGAAUUUGAAAAGGGUAGCAGCGAGCUAUUACGAACAAGAACACAAAGCGUGCCGAUCCCGAUCACGAUUGGAAGGUCCCUCCGUCUUUCCUCGUCGUCCCCUCAGCCAUAAUAAACCGGUUUGGAUUACAAAAGAAUCUGUGUAUGAACUGGCUCUUUCGGUUAGAUUUGUAAAUAUUGGCAUUAAAAAUCUCAUGGAAAUUUUUACAGAAAUUUUAAGUAGCGCUCUCAGAUAAUUAACGGGCGAUUAAACCGACAGUUGGCUUAAAGUAGCCAUCAUGGAUUUAUCUAUGAUUUUCCGUUCGUUCUUCAAUGAGUUAACACGUGCUAAAAUUUUAUCCAUGGCCAAAAUCAAGUGGACUGACUGUAUUUAGACAAUAAUUAUUUGACUUCAUUUAUUCAUUUAUUUUUGUUAGUUUUUGUUUUCUAAAUGAGCAAUUCGCAAGUAUGUCCCGUAUGCACACCGAUUGUCAAAAUAUAUUUUAAGUUCUUUUGAUAGCGACUACGGAAUAAAGUGAGACAAAAUAACGGACUGAUAAAACACUCGUUCCCACGACAGUCGGGUCUAUGUAACCGGAACGGACCCGGAUUUUAUCCGGACAAGAACUGUGAACUCGGCAGAAUUCUGCCGCUACAACAACAACAACAACUGAUAAAACACAAUUCACAUUUACAUUUAGUGCUGCCACAUUAAUGGAUCCCUUACUUAAUUUUAUUUGUUUCCCAUUCUCAAAGAUAUUAUAAUCAAAUAUAUCCCGUAACAAAUUAUAAUUAAAUUAUAUAUUGUAACAGCAAAUAUCAGAAGAACUGAACAAAAUUUUUGUCUGGAUGUUAUUCUGCAUGCUUGAAUUGGCAACACUAUUUGUUAUUUUGAAAUCUAUAUGGCCACAUAUUUACCGUUCAUACAGGGGUCAGAUUACCUAUGCAGAUUACAAUAAAGUUUUUUCUACAAGAUUUUUCGCUUAAUCUUUUUACCACAUAUCCUUAAAAGAUUUUUGUUUGAACAUGUUUCGUCGUGUGGGUGAAGAAGAAGAUAUUCUCACCUGUCCUUAUAACUCAUCACAUCAGAUAUUGCGUUGUCGUUUUCAAGUUCAUUUAGUUCGUUGUCGAAAGUCGCAUCCAGACGCCAAAAAAGUUGUUUGUCCCUUCAAUGUGACUCACCGACUGAAUGAACAGGAGUUGGAUUGGCACGUGAGCACAUGUUCAGAUCGACAGUCGUUUGAAGUUUUUAGAAGCAACGAUUCACAUGUAUUUGGAUCAUCAAUGUCCACAACCUUUAAUGGCGAUGGAACAGAAACUAAUUCAACUUGGCAAACUGCAAACACUUCUUUUGAAUUGGAAACAUCCCAAAAUUGGGACGAUCUGCCCAGUGUACCGUCAUAUGAUCCUAGAGCCUACGCUGAAAAAGCAAAUGUAUUACGACAACCUGUUGGAAUGAAACCAUCAGAAAGAGUUGCAUUUCGCAAUGCUGAACGCAAACGAUUGCAAAACUUAUAGUUUCUUUAGUUAACUUUGCACAAUUUAAUUUAUCUGCAUUAUAUUAUAUUUGGAAUUCUUGAGUUCUACUUAAUAAACCUACAUACAAUACACAUGCGUAACAUACAAAUUUAUUAAACAAUCAGAAAUUAACAUUACUAUAAAAUUUAAGUCAAAAUAUGCAUAUUGUAACAUAAAAGCAUUAUGUGGAAUAUAGAAGCGUCAUAAAAAUUAAA
This is a messenger RNA of Bactrocera oleae (olive fruit fly), 1815 nucleotides long. RefSeq names its product gametocyte-specific factor 1 homolog. NCBI's taxonomy places the organism in Eukaryota, Metazoa, Arthropoda, Insecta, Diptera, Tephritidae. The record is from RefSeq and is a predicted model, not a curated record.